AUGGCAACUGCUGCUGAAGAAAAAAUUGAAAUAGUCGAAGUAGAUCCCGCAACCCUAAAUCCACUUUCUCCUGAAGUCAUUUCAAGACAAGCAACUAUUAACAUUGGUACUAUUGGACACGUGGCUCAUGGAAAAUCCACUGUUGUGAAAGCGAUCUCUGGUGUUCAAAACGAACUUGAACGUAAUAUCACCAUAAAAUUAGGAUAUGCUAAUGCAAAGGUUUAUAAAUGUGAAAAUGAAGAAUGUCUCAGACCUGGAUGUUACAAAUCGUAUCGAAGUGAUAAGGAGGAACAUCCAUUGUGUGAAAGAGCUGGAUGUGGCGGGAAAAUGAAAUUGUUACGUCAUGUUUCAUUUGUAGAUUGUCCUGGUCACGAUAUUCUUAUGGCUACCAUGUUGAAUGGUGCAGCUGUUAUGGAUGCAGCUCUUCUAUUAAUUGCAGGAAAUGAAUCAUGUCCACAACCACAAACAAGUGAACAUCUUGCAGCAAUUGAAAUAAUGAAGCUUAAAAAUAUCAUAAUUUUACAAAAUAAAGUUGAUUUAUGUAAAGAGAGUGCAUGUGAAGAGCAUUACGAAAGCAUAUUAUCUUUUGUAAAAGGAACUGUUGCUGAUGGCGCGCCAAUAGUUCCAAUAUCGGCACAAUUAAAAUAUAACAUUGAUGUUAUUAAUGAAUAUAUCGUCAAGAAAAUUCCCAUCCCAAUACGCGACUUUACAUCUGAUCCUCGAUUAAUUGUGAUUCGUUCAUUUGACGUAAAUAAACCAGGUGCAGAAGUCAACGAACUCAAAGGUGGUGUUGCGGGUGGUUCAUUAUUAUGUGGUGUUUUAAAGGUUGGUGAUGAAAUUGAGGUAAGACCGGGCAUUCUUACAAAAGAUAAUGAGGGGAAAAUACACUGUAAACCUAUUUUUUCAAGAAUUGUUUCUUUAUUUGCUGAGCAUAAUGAUUUAAAAUUCGCUGUACCUGGUGGAUUGAUUGCUGAUCGUUUAGUUGGUCAAGUAUUAGGAUCUGUUGGUAAACUUCCACAAAUUUACACAGAACUUGAAAUUAAUUAUUUCUUGUUAAGAAGGUUAUUAGGUGUUAAAACUGACGAUAAAAAACAGACAAAAGUAUUGAUGGUUAAUAUAGGUUCAACUUCAACAGGUGGACGUGUGUUGAAUGUAAAAACUGAUAUGGCAAGAAUUCAGUUGACAAGUCCGGCUUGUGAUGAAACUUUAUCUUUGUUUUCAUGA
This is a messenger RNA of Entrophospora sp. SA101, 1224 nucleotides long. Lineage: Eukaryota; Fungi; Glomeromycota; Glomeromycetes; Entrophosporales; Entrophosporaceae. The record is from the annotation of a GenBank genome assembly.